Messenger RNA from Pleuronectes platessa (European plaice), 2287 nucleotides. RefSeq names its product GDNF family receptor alpha 3 (gene gfra3). Gene Ontology annotation, biological process: nervous system development. The transcript has 8 exons. NCBI's taxonomy places the organism in Eukaryota, Metazoa, Chordata, Actinopteri, Pleuronectiformes, Pleuronectidae. Gene Ontology annotation, cellular component: signaling receptor complex; external side of plasma membrane. Bases 1 to 1380 code for a protein of 459 amino acids. Gene Ontology annotation, molecular function: signaling receptor activity. The record is from RefSeq and is a predicted model, not a curated record.
AUGAAAUGGCGGACACCGGUGGACCGAAAUUCUAUAAAGUGGGAGGGUCCAUCUAGGGAUGCCUUGUCAUCCUCAUCACCAAUUUUCUCCUACCCCUCCACCCUUACUAACUGUGUUGAAGCUCAUCGGGUGUGCUCUGCUGAUCUGCGGUGUGAGGCAUUGUACCGGGGCUUGGAGCUGUGUGCGGCUGACGCAGCCAUUUCUCCACUAGGGGAGCAGGCCACAGCUGAGUGCCUGGAGAGACGGGAUGUUCUGCUGGCCAAACACCCCGCUCUGUUGGCCUGCAAGUGCCCCCGUGGUUUUCGCAAGGAGGAGCAGUGUCUGCGCAUAUACUGGAGGGUUCGCCUGCUGCCAGGGGAGGAUGAGCUGGAACUCUCUCCCUACGAUGACACACUAAAGGACACUCGCAUGGCCUCCUUAGUGGCAGCCUCAUCUUUCAUGCAACUGGAUGGUGAGAACCAAUGCCUGAAGGCGGCACAGGACUGUGGUUUGUACGAGAAGUGUGGCUCCCUGCGAUCAGAGUAUGUCCUGGCCUGCACCAAGCGGGUACCUGGGUCCAACCGGUGCAACCAGCACAAGUGCCACCGGGCCCUCCGGCGAUUCCUGGAGAGGGUGCCUGAGGAGUACAGCCUGGGUGUCCUUUUCUGCCCCUGCACUAACACCCUGUGUGGUGAGAGGAGAAGGAAAACCAUUGUACCCUCCUGCUCCUACCAGGAGAUGGAGGGACUGCAACUUAACUGCCUCCAUCAGCAGAGUUUCUGUCGAAGGGAUGACCUCUGCAGGUCCAGACUUGCUGAUUUCCUUAAUAACUGCCAGCCAUCUCCUCUGACGGCCAGCGGCUGUCUGAAAGACUCAGCAGGCCUCUGUCUCCGAGCAUAUGCUGGACUCAUCGGUACCAUCAUGACACCCAACUACAUCAGUAACAGCUCCGCUGACGUGUCACUGGGGUGCAACUGUGAAGGCAGUGGUAACCAGUGGCAGGACUGUCUGCGACUGCAGCGUAUGUUCACCGAAAACACCUGCCUGCGUAAUUCUAUCAGUUGGAUGGGGAGCCCUGGCUCCAUGCCCGCAGACGUCACCCCCCCUCCUGCUCCCAGGCCCUCCCCAUUUGAUCAGGAGGACGAGCUGCUGAGCAACAACCACCUGCCUGAACACAACAACAUUGUGGUGGAGAGCGAGGAAGAAGAGGAUUUGACACAGAUAGAGGAGGAAGGUGAUGAAGGCGACCAGUUCGACGUCAUCCCGCUGUACUCAGAGAGGGCCACUGUCUCCAACCUGGGCUCCUCUGGGACUGGGGUGGCUGCAUCCCUCAACACCGGCCCUGCUAAACCCAUACUACUGCUCCUUCUGCUCCUUUCUGCCUCGUUCAACUGGGGGUAGAGCGAGGGAUAGCGCAAAUACACACACACACACACACACACACACACACACACACACACACACACACACACACACACUCACAUGUAACAGACCCUCCAACAGUCCUGGACUAAUUGAAGUAAAAUUAUAAGAAGAAAUGGACUUCACCUUUUGUCAGUAGCAUCCCCUCACUUCUUCACUCCUGCCCUCGUUCCGUCCUUCCCUCCUUUGACAAUAGCACUUUGGUCGACAUGGUCUGACUGCAGCUGCUGUGGUGUAUUCAUGUCCUGAGAGCAUAGGAGACCUUGCCGUUGCAGGACCUUCACAAGCUGCCAUCAACCGAUGAGCAUCAUGCUGCUGUUCCACACGUAGGUCCAGAAAUAUUGAUUCAACUCGAAAAGGCCUGCUCAGUUAUUGGCAAGUUAACACUGGCAAUGUUAGCUAAGGUGUGUCAUUGUGUUGAUUGGCUACAUUCUUGCUCUGUCAUACAGACAACAACUCCAAACAGAUGUCCCAAAAGCUGAUGAUUUGAAUGUCCUGUAAUUUAUAGAUGUGAUUUGCCAAGAUGUUUGGGGGAAAGUGGAAGUUAGGUAAAUAUAUGUCACAUCAAACUUUACAGUUUCUAGACAUUACAAUAGACUAGCAGAAGUAGCCUAAAGUGUGAUUAUUACUCCUUUCUCAUAAUAUAUUAUCCAUGAUGCAGAUUCAAAUGGUAAUAGCUGAAUACCCAGAAAAAAAAGAAACAAUAGAUCCAGUAUGUUUGUUUUAAUGGGGAAUCUACAAAAGGGAACAUCUUAAACUCAUACACUUAAAUGUAUUGAAUCUAUAAUUUGCCUGUCCACUACUACACACUACUAUGAUGCUGCAGACUUUUAUUGAAAAUUCUGUUUUUAUCUUUUUAUCUAUUAAAUUGCUACUUUUUAUGUUA